CUGGGUAAAAUGGCCGAGUCCGGCGGCGGUGAGUUUUCUCCGGAACGACGGAGCAGCAUGGCUGACAAGAGCACUGCACUGCGCCACACAUUUUCUGCCCCCGGACACAGUGCCACCCUCCUUCGCGGCCUGGCGAUGCUUCGGGCACGUGAGCAGCUAUUGGAUGUGGUGCUGAUGGUGAACGCGGUGAUAUUUCGGGUACAUCGGGCAGUGCUGGCUGCCUGCAGCGAUUAUUUCCGGGCAAUGUUCACUGGGGGAAUGCGAGAAGAAGGCCAAGAUGUCAUUGAGUUGAAGGGUGUGUCGGCCAAGGGUCUGAAACACAUCAUUGAUUUUGCAUACAGUGCUGAGGUGACCCUGGACCUCGACUGUAUCCAAGACGUGCUGGGAGCUGCAGUCUUCCUGCAGAUUGUGCCUGUGGUGGAAUUGUGUGAGCAGUUCCUGAAGUCAGCCAUGAGUGUGGAGACUUGCCUCAAUAUUGGUCAGAUGGCCGCCACCUUCAGCCUUUCCUCCCUGAAAGAGUCAGUGGAUGUCUUCACCUUUGCUCACUUCCUGCAGAUUGCGGAGGAGGAGGAUUUUCUGCAGCUUCCCCUCGAGAGACUUGUUUUCUUCCUGAAGAGCAACAAGCUGAAGAACUGCAGUGAGGUCGACCUGUUCCGUGCUGCUAUCCGAUGGUUGCAGUAUGAUGAGUCUCGACGAGCUAAUGCCAGUCUGGUCCUCUGCUAUAUCCGCUUUCCCCUGAUGAAAUCCUCUGAGCUAGUGGACAAUGUCCAGACACAGGCUGUGAUGGUGGAAGAUCCUCUGUGUCGUCACUACCUGCUGGAAGCCUUCAACUACCAGAUCCUGCCAUUCCGCCAACAUGAGAUGCAGUCUGCCCGGACCAGAAUCCGCGCAGACACUGUCUCCCUCAUUGCCUUUGGUGGCACUCCCUACACCGACAAUGACCGGACAGUCAGCCGCAAAGUCUUUGCUCUUCCGGAUUGGAAUGCACGCCAGUUCACGGAGAGACCAGAAAUGGAGGUAGGAUGUAGUCAUGCCUGCGUCGCUGUUUUGGAUAACUUUGUGUAUAUAGUGGGAGGUCAACACCUACAAUACAGGAGUGGGGAAGGGGCAGUCAGCUGGUGUUUCCGUUAUGACCCCCAUCUCAAUCGCUGGCUGCGGAUUCGAUCUAUGCAGGAAGCUCGCAUUCAGUUCCAGCUGGACGUGCUGCAAGGAAUGUUGUUUGCUACUGGAGGCCGAAAUCGGUCUGGGAGCCUCUCUACAGUCGAGCGUUACUCCGCUCGGAAAAAUGAAUGGACGAAUGUGUGUUGCCUGAAACGGCGGACCUGGGGACAUGCAGGAACAUCCAGUGGGGGCAAGCUCUAUAUCUCUGGAGGCUACGGCAUCACCAUUGAGGAUAAGAAAUCUCUUCACUGCUACACUCCUGAAACUGACCUCUGGGAAUUCAAAACUCCCAUGAAGGAGCCACGGGUUCUUCACUCAAUGGUCAGUGCGAACGGGCGGAUUUAUGCAAUUGGCGGCCGCAUGGAUCAUGUUGAUCACUGUUUUGAUGUCCUGGCUGUUGAAUAUUACAUCCCCGAGACUGACCAGUGGACCAGCGUUAGUCCGAUGAGGACGGGUCAGUCUGAGGCUGGUUGCUGUGUGUUACAGAGAAAGAUUUAUGUGGUGGGAGGCUAUAAUUGGCACUUGAACAACGUGACCAGUAUUGUGCAGGUUUAUAACAUUGGCACAGACGAAUGGGAGAGGGACCUACAUUUCCCAGAAUCGUUUGCAGGAAUCGCCUGUGCUCCUCUUGUCCUCCCACAGCUCUCAGCGCGGAGAUAGUUGAGACACUGCCAUGGAGCGGAGGAUCAUGGAGUCCGCGGGACAGAACGGAGGAGCCGGAAGACCUGGCCCACAGAAUGGGGAGGGAAUGAGCUGGGUGAACCAGUUGGCAUCCCCACUUCCAGUAAAGAAUCAGGACGAAGAGCGAUCUUUGCCCAGGAACCCGCACUGCUUAGCACUGAAGCCACGUUUCAUUCAGCUAUAGAGAGGGGAAAGAAGACUGGCUGCUGUACCAGACUGGUCCUUCAGUGAGCUGUUUUAUUUGGAGCAUAUUUAAACUCAGCCUUUCUGCAAUGUUCCCUAUGAAAGUAAUAAAUCCUCAUUUUGCUGCUUAAAUCACACAGACCAAGAAACCGAGCCAUUCGGCUUCACUCAGUGAAAGGAAAACCAAGCAAAUUAGAAUGUUUGUUGUUGUGUAUAGCAUACUCCAACUUAGUUGCCAUGUGUUUAGCACGCUCCGGCCCGCGCAGCUGCCCUGCGUGUAGCACGCUCCGGCCCGCGCAGCUGCCCUGCGUGUAGCACGCUCCGGCCCGCGCAGCUGCCCUGCGUGAAGCACGCUCCGGCCCGCACAGCUGCCCUGCGUGUAGCACGCUCCGGCCCGCGCAGCUGCCCUGCGUGUAGCACGCUCCGGCCCGCGCAGCUGCCCUGCGUGUAGCACGCUCCGGCCCGCGCAGCUGCCCUGCGUGUAGCACGCUCCGGCCCGCGCAGCUGCCCUGCGUGUAGCACGCUCCGGCCCGCGCAGCUGCCCUGCGUGUAGCCAACUACCUUUGAAAUUACUGGUUAUUGGGUUUUGAUACACGUCUCUUGAAUGUGCUAAUAGAAAUUUUACAGACCACUGAACAGCUGAGAAUUGGAAUUUUGUGAAAACUCAAACCUCUCGAAAGUCCACAAGGGAUUCACCUCCAAUUCAGAUCAGUUUCCAGAGACUCCAUUGUGUGUGUAGAAGGAGCAUAGCUGAAAUGUUCCUGAUGAGCCCAUGAAAGACUCUAGAAUUCAGGACAAAAGCAAAAUACUGUGGAUGCUGGGAAUCUAAAAUUAAACAAAAAAUGCCUGAAAUACUCAGCAGGUCAGGCAGCAUCUGUGGAGAAAGAGAGUGUUAACGUUUCAGGUCAAUGACCUUUGACAGAACAGGUGCUGACUC
This is a messenger RNA of Carcharodon carcharias (great white shark), 2962 nucleotides long. It is a transcript of the gene klhl26, whose product is annotated as kelch-like family member 26. NCBI's taxonomy places the organism in Eukaryota, Metazoa, Chordata, Chondrichthyes, Lamniformes, Lamnidae. The record is from RefSeq and is a predicted model, not a curated record. Gene Ontology annotation, molecular function: protein binding. The coding region runs from base 10 to 1821 and encodes 603 amino acids. The transcript is spliced from 3 exons.